AUGGAUAUUCUUUUGUUUUUGCUCGGGUACUGCAUCCAGUGCCUGGCAUGUGGGAUGCUGUGCUGGAAAAUUUACAAGAGCAAAAGUAUCUACGGCCUCUCAAUCGACACACAGAUCGCGUUCGCUAUCGCCAACGUGACCAGAUGCAUUUGGACAUUAGACACGAGGCUGAUCGAGACCAACUUCGCCUUCCUAGAACUAGUCUGCUCGACGAUAGUUUCGUUGUUCUGCGUAUACCUGUGCUGGACCUACCACCACACAACAACGAUGCACGCCAUCCCAUGGCUUCGGAUCUACACCUUGACGCCUAUCGCAGCAGUGCUAGCUUUUUUCUUCCACCCCAGUGACCAGUGGUUCUCCGUACAAAUCCUCGUGGCAUUCACAAUGUACCUCGAGGCGCUCGGUACUACUCCUACGACUGCUUUUUGCUUUCUUAUUCUUUUUUGUUUGUCCUUGGAUAUGGAUAUGUGCCUGUGUGAUCUCUAAUGCUACAAGUACAACAUGAUGUACACAUGAACAUCAUGACCUCCAAUAAUAUUGCCUCUAACAUCAUCAACAAUGCACUUAUUCGACGUCUGAAAACUGAAACUCACAACGACAAAAUCAAAAACGCUUCCAGGUCUCUUGCCACAGCUAUGGCUUAUGAAAAAGAUGUACGAUGUGGAGCCUAUUACGAGCCACUAUGUUGGUACGACUCAGCUACAAAUUUUAGAUGUUUUCAAUUGUCAUAUUCGUGGUCGGGAUUAUUUCUUCAUCUGGUAUUCAUGCCAAGACAUCUUCAGCAGUCAGGAACACCAGAUCCUUCCAGGUCUUGGUCUUUCUAAUUUGUCACCAAUAACUUCCGAACUAAACCACAGGCUUGCUAGUUAUCGCGCGAUUUUCUCGGAUGGUUUUCUGGGGAGUUCUUUUCUACAUUGGCGAACACUUCUUGCAACUCUUCAUAGCGGACUUGGUUCAUACGGUUUUUACUGCAGACUACAUGUACCUGUGGUUUCGGAAACUGAAAAGCGGAGGUCGCCUCAUCUACUCUAUCUAGCAGGAGUGGAAGAUAAGAAAGGACGAGUAGUAAGUAGUACUUUCUUCCAGCAGCACAAGCAGAAAUGCAAGAGGGAGUUGUAGAAAGGUGCACCAGGAGGAUGAGCUAGGGAAACAUAUAUGGCUCGUAGUUCUUUCUAGCAGAGGAAGCACUAGAGAUGAAGCUCUCCUUGUGUUUACUGGCACUACAACAUGUACAACAUGUCUAUCUUGACGUUUAAGCUACACGACAUGUUGUUUACAACCUUGUUCAUAGAUACUGAUACAGAUGAGGAGAUGAAUCCACUUCGCAGCGUCGUGGUGGUCGAAAUUAAUGCUACAACUGCUAGCUUGUACCACGGUUGAUGCUACAUCACACCGACUAGUAUGUUGUUGGUUCAAGUUGGUCUACCUUUUAGAUGGACGUCCGAGUUGUCAGGGUCAACAAAAGCUUCUACUUCUGAUGUCCUAGUAUCUUGUACAUGAUAACUGCGCUUGAACUUGUAACAAUUAUUGGCUUCAUCUAUAUGUUGAAGAUGUUUAUUUUAUGAUCAUGAUGUGUUGCUGUUGUCGUCCUACUUCUUGUCGUGGUGUUAUCUUCUUGCCGUCGUCCUCGAUGACCACGGUAUUCUAGAUUAUAGUGGCAGAUUUCCUGCCGUGUGUUGUCUCUAGCUUUUACAUUUUCGAUUACGAGUUGCAAUUACUGAUAUUAACAAAACGCGUAGAAAGUGGAUACUAGUUGCGUCAUCUGGAAGAAUUUAUCUUUUAGUUGUGGUUACAACGUCGAUACUAGCCGUGAUGUAGUAAGAUUUUCAUCGUCAUUUCCUUGUUCACGUUUAUCAAUAAUUUACGGAUCUCCUGUCAUGUCCUUUCUUCGUCUGUCUCUCUACUUCACAUCUUCUAGUUCUACUCCCUAGAUGAUGAACAAAGCGGAAGACGGACGACCUUCUGCAGUUCUCUGGAGAUAGGAUGAUCAUACUUACCCCACAACUUCGUCGAUGAGGUGGAGCAGAGCUUCGUCACACUCAACAUAGUACAUAUGAUUAUUGAUAAAUGAUGGGUAAGAUUCAUGAUGUUGUCGUCCGACGGUUGUCAGGUAAAACGUGACUGACAACAAUACUAGUAGUCCUCGUUGCGCACCAAGAAACGCCUCGGAAGAUAAAAACAUGCUCCAA
Molecule: messenger RNA, 2189 nt
Organism: Amoebophrya sp. A25
Lineage: Eukaryota; Dinophyceae; Syndiniales; Amoebophryaceae
Source: the annotation of a GenBank genome assembly